Messenger RNA from Solanum verrucosum, 1515 nucleotides. RefSeq names its product probable LRR receptor-like serine/threonine-protein kinase At4g36180. NCBI's taxonomy places the organism in Eukaryota, Viridiplantae, Streptophyta, Magnoliopsida, Solanales, Solanaceae. The transcript has 2 exons. Gene Ontology annotation, molecular function: protein binding. The record is from RefSeq and is a predicted model, not a curated record. Bases 1 to 1515 code for a protein of 504 amino acids.
AUGAGGCUAAUGAAAGUUUUCAUUAUAUUUGCUACUCUAUUUUUCCAUUUUUCGAUCGUUUAUAGCUGCCUUGAAGGAGAAAGAGAAGCUCUAAUGAGCUUCAAGUCCUUGUUGACUGAUCCAUCCAAUCAGUUAUCAUCAUGGAAAGAUGUAAACUGUUGCAAUUGGAAAGGGAUCAAAUGCUCGAGUGAAGGUCGUGUUGUAGUUGUGAAUCUUCGGAAUGUUAAUCCAGAUGAAGUCAUAAUCAAUAGCAAUAAGGAAGUUGUUUCAAGUUCUAACAACAUAUCUGAUUUUGCCCUCAAAGGGACUAUAUCUCCUCUGCUCUUUACUCUUGAUGAUCUGCAAUAUCUCGACUUGAGUUUCAACAACUUCAUGUAUUCAAAGUUACCUGUUGAGAUAUCUAACUUAACAAAGUUGACUUAUCUCAAUCUGUCAAAUGCUAUGUUUCAAGAUACCAUCACUACACAAUUCUCAAACCUUACAUCUCUAAGGUAUCUUGAUCUUUCGUGCGCUUAUUUAGUACCCGAUUUGUCUUCUAUUACUGUUAGCUUGACAUUACCACCAAAGUUGGAUUUUGGCUCAUUUGUAUCUUUUAUAAGCUAUGGUUAUUUGUCUAGUCCAAAUCUAAGGUGGUUAGAAGGACUUCGAUGUCUAAGAUAUCUAGUAUUGACAGGUGUUGAUCUAUCAAAGGCCUCGGAAUCAUUUCAUUGGGCUAAACCAAUAUCAAGUCUUUCAAAUCUCAUGUCACUUCAAUUGUCUAGCUGCAACAUUUCAGGAAGAAUUCCAAUAGAACAAUUGCUUAACCUUACUAGUCUUUCUACUCUAGAUAUGCGUUCUAACGUUCUAGCAUCCACGAUACCUGAUAUGAUAUCGAAUCUCACAACCCUCUCAGUUGUUAAUUUUCGUGGCAACAAUUUAGAUGGUCAUAUCCCUUACCUUCCUCAACUCAAAAGACUUUCUGUUUCUAGCAAUCCUGCUAUGACCAUAGAUCUUGUUUCAAUGUUUUCAGCCCCAUGGCCAAAGUUGGCAUUUCUUGACAUAAGCUUCACUCGGGUAGGUGGACUGAUUCCUCCUUCUUUAAGCAACUCAACUUUAUUAUCCUUUUUCCGAGCUGAUGGAUGCUCGAUCCAAGGGUCGAUACCUUCUUCCAUUACAAAACUUCAGAAAUUAAGUAUAUUGAUGCUCAAUAACAAUGAUAUCACAGGUCAACUUCCUGUUUCCAUGUCCAGUUUAGUAAGCCUUCAAUACUUAUCUUUGUUCCAGAAUAGCUUACAAGGGUAUAUUCCAAAUUCGAUUUGUCAAGUCCCCUCCCUGGAGUACCUGAAUUUACAAUGGAACGAUCUAACAGGACGUCUUCCCUCGUGCAUACUUCAGCUUCCUAAGCUUUCAUUUCUUUAUGUUCAGAUGAAUAACCUUAAUGCCCACAAUUUUGGAAUUUACAUCUUGCAACAUGAGAGGAGAAAUCCCGGAGUUCUUUUCAAAUCUGACGAGUCUCAAGAUUUUGAUUUUGGCUAA